UUUCUCAACUCUCACCACUCUGCUUCUGAUCGCCGCGACGCCUCCUAUUCGUCGGACGGGACGAGAAACCCUAGUCGCGAUGGAGACUCAGUGUUUCUCUACGCCUCCUUCUUCUAAAGGAACUGCUUUGAAAUCUGGAAGCAGUUCAACUCCAAGCUCAUCGCCUCUACUUCCGUCAGUAAUAAGGCUAUGGAGGCCAUCAGCGCAAAGGAACAUUCGGAAUCAAUGGUCGAAGCUGUCUUCACUCAAACAACAAUGGGCUUCUUUUUCUUCAACCGGGCGAUCUCAUGCUACCUCCAUCGUCAACGCAUAUCUCUCUCAAAAGUAUAUGCCUUCUAUGGAGCUGGGUUCUCUCACUGACAUGCUUGAUAUACGAAAAAAGGCUUGUUUGAAAUUGUCUAAGCAGCAGGAACUUUAUCGAAGCAAACUCAUAUCUUUGUACAAGGACAUGGUUGAUGUUGUAGUUCAGAUGGUCAACACUAGCAGAUUGAUGAGAUGCUAUUUCAAGGGAUCAGGUAGUAGCACACUCAUAAAAUUUUCUACUAGCUCUGAGGAUAAUCAUGAUGACGCUGGAGAUGGUGGUGGCAUCGCGGUAUUUACAUCUUUGACAAUCCCUUGCUUUGAGAAAUUGGCAGAGGAGCUUGUUCAAAUGUUUGGGUUGGAGCUGAAUCUGAAGCGGCUGCUUUUGAUAGAACUACUUUCUAUUAGUUCUGAAGUUCCAUCACGAAAGAGCUGGGUCUGGUCAGAGGAGCUUUACCUGGGAGAAUUCAAUGACUUGCGUUUGUGCAACUUGUACUCCAAGGAAACUGGCGAACCACUCUGUCCAACCUUGGAGAGUCACAAAUCCAAUACUCCUAUCCUUAGUCGUAACCAUCAUCAGCCAAACCCAGAAGUUUUGCAGGUCUACCUUGUCACGUGGCUUGCAGAAGUGAACAUACACACUAAAAGAGUAGAUGAAAUAUUUGAAUUAGUUGGUGAGGAGAUGCAUGUUAACCUCUCCUAAAGAGGAUAGGAAUGGUCCUCCCCACGAUAUCGGAGUUAUCAGGAAGAAGCUUUGUGAUUCUAUGCCAUGGAUCGAUUGGCAUUGGCACCCCGCCGAGAUCAGAAGACGGGUUUUUGUGAGCUCUGAACCGAACUCUCUGGUACUGAUCAAUGGAGGUUUUCCGUUGGCUAUGGCCUGGCCUGAAUGAACUGCCAUGGAAGCUUAUUGACUGCUUCCGUCCGGAGAAAGUGAAGGAUUGGUGCAGUUCCUUUUCGUCUCCUAUCAAUAGGGCCAACUUGGAAUCAAUAACCACGCAGUGGUAUUUAUUUAUUUAAUGAUAAUAUUACUUAAAGAAUUGAACUGUUAUUUUGAUUAUUUGAUGUAAAAAUU
Momordica charantia (bitter melon) is the source of this 1372-nucleotide messenger RNA. RefSeq lists its product as uncharacterized. Lineage: Eukaryota; Viridiplantae; Streptophyta; Magnoliopsida; Cucurbitales; Cucurbitaceae. The record is from RefSeq and is a predicted model, not a curated record.